AUGCGCAUUGGCAUGUUCAUCCACCAUGUUUCAUUCCCACGACCUCCUCGUCGCACCUUCGUACGAUCCAUCCCGUCCGGAUCGUCACGAAUUGAUUUGUACUUCUACUGUCCACCCGAGUACUCUCAAGAUAUUAAAGAAGGUCGCAGAUUUCCAGUAGUGGUUAAUUUUCAUGGCGGUGGGUUCACUCUAGGAUGUCCGACCGACGAUAGUCGCUGGGCCCAGUCCGUCCUGGCGGAAGUUGGCGCCGUCAUGGUCAGCGUCGGAUACCGUCGAGCCCCCGAACAUCCGUUUCCCGCCGCUGUAGAUGACGGGGUGCGAGCGAUCCAGUAUCUCUCCGCCCAUGCCAUUGAGCUAGGACUGGACGUCUCACGCAUUGCUCUCAGUGGGUUUUCGGCUGGUGGCAAUCUGGCAGUCACGGUACCUUUACGCCUCCGCAGUCUAAUGUGCCAGGAAUCCCGCGACCCAUGGCUGGAUCGCGCGGGGUCUACCGAACAGCUCGUCGAUGCUUCCGCCAGCGACGUCCACAUCGUUGCUCUCUUUUGCUGGUAUCCCAUCCUGGAUUUCGAAGAAUCCCGUGAGCAUCGGCGGAAUGCGAGUAUCAUGCCCGAUAAGACCCUCCCGGAGUUCUUCACCAAUUUAUUCGAUGAUGCAUACUUGCCGGAUCUUGCGGAACGCCGGUCACCAUAUGCAUCGCCCGUUCGGGCCGCCGAUGCCCUUCUCGCCGAUGCCCUUCCCCAUGACAUCUUUUUGUACAUCUGUGAAUGGGACAUGCUCCUCAAUGAAGGUCAGCAAUUCGUGCGUCGUUUACAAAAUAUUAACAAACAUGUCCGCGCCAUGAUGAUUGAGAAAGUACCGCAUGCCUGGGACAAGUCCCCGAACCCCUGGCGUGAUCAGGAACAGGUAGAUAUCCUUUAUCGCGACGCUUGCGCCGACAUGAAAGCCAUUUUUAAUGCGUAG
Messenger RNA from Aspergillus bombycis, 960 nucleotides. RefSeq names its product lipase. The transcript has a single exon. Gene Ontology annotation, molecular function: hydrolase activity. The coding region runs from base 1 to 960 and encodes 319 amino acids. Lineage: Eukaryota; Fungi; Ascomycota; Eurotiomycetes; Eurotiales; Aspergillaceae. The record is from RefSeq and is a predicted model, not a curated record.